UUCCCCGUUGAGACCAGGAUCUGAAUCCGGAUAAUUGAAUCAACCAGAUCUCUGGGUGGAACAAAACCGUCGCCAUUGACGACUGAUAACGGAAGCUCGAGAAGGACUGUCGGAAACGCCCUCCAAAGCCUAUGCCGGAGCACUGCGAAUGAGUUCGUAGCGUAAGCUUCUCCGAUCGGAUCCAGCCCCACCAUGCCAUCUUCUCCGAAGCUCUUCCACGCGCGGCCAUCUCUCUCCACGCGCCGAUCGACGGUCCUGAUCGUAUUCACUUCCCUCGCCAUCGGAAUCGCCGGGUUCCUCUUCGGGCUCGCCGCGAUUCUCUCUCCGGGCCUCCGAUUCGUCGGCCGCAACUGCCUCUCGAACGCCCCUCCGGCGACGGUUCGCGUCGUGUGGGACGUCUCCGGUAAUGGAAACGGAAAUGGCGCCGGUGGCGAAGUGAAGAGGCACAAGGUGAUGGGUUUCGUCGGGAUUCAGACCGGUUUCGGUUCAGCUGGUCGGAGGCGGGCGCUUAGGAUGACAUGGAUGCCGUCGGAUCCGGACGGGCUUAGACGCUUGGAAGAAUCAACUGGAUUGGCCUUCAGAUUUAUUAUAGGCAAAACCAAAGACGAGCACAAAAUGGCUGAGCUGAGGAAGGAAAUUGCAGAAUACGAUGACUUUAUACUGCUAGAUAUCGAGGAGGAGUACAGUAAGCUCCCAUACAAAACACUUGCUUUCUUCAAAGCUGCACAUGCGCUUUAUGAUUCUGAAUUCUACGUCAAAGCUGAUGAUGAUAUAUACUUGCGGCCAGAUCGGCUCUCUUUGUUGUUGGCGAAAGACCGGACUCACACUCAGACAUAUUUAGGAUGCUUGAAAAAGGGUCCAGUUUUCACAGACCCGAAACUGAAAUGGUAUGAACCAUUGUCCAAUUUGUUAUGGAAAGAGUAUUUUCUUCAUGCCUAUGGCCCGAUAUAUGCUCUUUCCGCUGACGUUGUAGCAAGUUUGGUUGCUCUCAGAAACAACAGUUUCAGAAUGUUUAGCAACGAGGACGUAACAAUUGGUGCGUGGAUGUUGGCAAUGAACGUCAAUCACGAGAACCAUCGCACUCUCUGUGAACCAGAAUGCUCACCGACCUCUGUUGCUGUUUGGGACAUCCCCAAAUGCUCGGGGCUCUGUAACCCAGAGAAGAAGAUGUUAGAACUCCACAAGCUAGAGAGCUGUUCGAAGAGCCCGACUUUGCCAUCAGAUGACGAAUGAUCGACGAUCGAUCCUAUACCCAUUGUCUUGUUGUAAAGCUGUUUUCUUUUUCUUUUUUUUGACCAGAGGCCAAGGCCAGGCAUAGUACAGAAGAUACCCUUCUCCGGCCAAUUCCCCGCCAUGAAGUUUCCCGACAUCGUUGUCAUGGUAUGAAUCUUUCUCAACUCAGCACUUUGCUCUGAUC
This is a messenger RNA of Tarenaya hassleriana, 1417 nucleotides long. RefSeq names its product probable beta-1,3-galactosyltransferase 14. Gene Ontology annotation, cellular component: Golgi membrane. The record is from RefSeq and is a predicted model, not a curated record. Gene Ontology annotation, molecular function: hexosyltransferase activity. NCBI's taxonomy places the organism in Eukaryota, Viridiplantae, Streptophyta, Magnoliopsida, Brassicales, Cleomaceae. Bases 193 to 1233 code for a protein of 346 amino acids. The transcript is spliced from 7 exons.